Molecule: messenger RNA, 5510 nt
Organism: Pogoniulus pusillus (Red-fronted tinkerbird)
Lineage: Eukaryota; Metazoa; Chordata; Aves; Piciformes; Lybiidae
Gene: TRIM47
Product: tripartite motif containing 47
Exons: 6
Coding region: 189-2183 (664 amino acids)
Molecular function (GO): protein binding; zinc ion binding
Source: RefSeq, a predicted model, not a curated record
AGGUCCCGGGGGUGGCUGUGGUGGGAAAUUCAAGGCACCCCCCACCGCCACCAAGGGAGGCAGCUGCAAGGAGCGGAGCCCCGGGCUCGGGGGGGCGGAGCGGGCAGGCGGGGCGCGGUAGCCGCCCGCCUCCCUCCGGGGCUGGGACGGGAGCGGGCAGCGGGGCCGGCUGGUCGGGGUGCUCAGGGAUGGAGACCGCGCCCGGGAGCGCCCCGUCCUCCUCCUCCUCCUCCUCCGCCGCCGCGGCAGCAGCGCUGCGGUUGGCGCUGGCGGCUCCGGGGCUGCCCGACGGUCCUUUCGGCUGUCCCAUCUGCCUCGAUCUCCUGAAGGACCCGGUGACGGUACCCUGCGGGCACAACUUCUGCCAGGGCUGCCUGGGGGCACUCCGCCAGCGGACGGGCCCCCCCGACGGCAGCGGCGGAGCGGGCGGGGCUGCCCGUUGCCCGCUGUGCCAGGAGCCCGUCCCCGCAGCCUUGAGGCUCCGCAAGAACCGCGCCCUCUGCGAGGUGCUGCCGCUGCUGGCGGCCGCUGCCGCCGCCGGUUCAGCCCCUGCAGCCUCCGCAUCCCCUACGACUCCCCCAUCUCCCCUGUCCCUAGCCGUCGGGUCCCCCAUGGCACCGGGAGCCGAGGAGGAUGCGGCGGGGGAGGAAGGAGCGGCGGUGCUGUGCGACGUAUGCCCGGCGGAGUCGCGGGUGGCUGCGGUGCGAUCGUGCCUGGUCUGUUUGGCCUCUUUUUGCGGUGCCCACCUGGAGCCCCACCACCGGGCCCCAGCCUUCCGCGCCCACCGCCUGGUAGCCCCGCUGCGGCGGCUGGAGGAGGGGCUUUGCCCCCACCACCUCCAGCCCCUCGACGGCUUCUGCCGCACCGAGCAAACCUGCGUCUGUGCCCGCUGCCGCGCCCAGGAGCAUAGCGCCCACGACGUGGUGUCCCUCGAGAAAGAACGGGAGCACAAGGAGGCCCAGCAAGCCAAAUUCCUCAGCGAUGUGAACAAUGAGCUGGAGGAGCUGGCAGUCACCACUGCACAGGCCAAGAAGAUGGUGGAGCUCAUUAAGAACACUGCCUCAAAAGAGAAGGAAAAGGUUGAGAAGCUGUUUGCAGAAGCCUACGAGGCCCUGGCGACGCUCCAGAAGGAGGUGGCAGGUUUCAUUGAGGAUGGGGAGCGCUCCAUGCUGGGCGAGGCCGAGGCCAAUCUCCACUGGAAGGAGGAGAGACGAGCCAGGCUGGCCCAGGGCAAGCAAAACCUGGAGAACGUCCCCAGCACCGACACCAUCUACUUCCUCCAGGAAUUUCAGGCCUUAAAAGUAGCUAUGGAAGAAAACCUCUGCCCAGCUCUGAGCUUCCAGAACGAGCUGAACUUCUCCAAAUGCACCAAAGCCGUGGGUGUGGUGAAGGAUGUGCUGUCUGCUGCAUGCAAGAGCCAGUGGGACCUCCUGCAGGGGAAAGGAGUUGAUGAGCUGAGUUUCCCCCCAGAGACACAGAAAGCGCUGUCCAAGUCCCCAUCUGCAGACAAGUCAAACAACCCUGCCUACCUGGAGAGCCGUGAUUACUUCCUGAAAUUUGCCUUCAUCAUUGACCUGGACAGUGACACAGCUGACAAGUUCAUCCAGCUGUUUGGCACCAAAGGGGCCAAGCGGGUGCUGUGCCCCAUCCCCUACCCGGAGAGCCCGACCAGGUUCAUCAACUGUGAGCAGGUGCUGGGGGUGAACCUCAUGAACCGAGGCAACUACUACUGGGAGGUGGAGCUCAUUGAUGGUUGGGUCAGCAUCGGUGUCAUCGCCGAGGACUUUGACCCCUGUGAGCCCUACAACCGCGGGCGCCUGGGGCGGAAUGAUAAGUCCUGCUGCCUGCAGUGGAAUGGAGAGAACUACGUGGCCUGGUUCGGGGGCUGCAAGUCUGUCAUCCAGCAGCCCUUUUUCCAUACAAUCGGGGUCUUCCUGGAGUAUUCCGAGAAGGCCCUAACCUUCUACGGAGUCAAGGACUCCAAGAUGACCUGCCUGCAGCAGCUCAAGGUCUCCCCUCUUGCCAAGGGCCAGUGUGACGCCUUCCAGAACAAGAUCAACCACCAGUUUGCCCUUCUCUUCUUGUGCAAGCUGAAGCCUGCCUUCUUCCUGGAGAGCGUCGAUGCCCACCUGCAGAUCGGGCCGCUGAAGAAGGACUGUGUCUCGGUGCUAAAGCGUAGGUAACCACCUUGAGAGCAGGAGCACAGGCAGGCUCGGAGGAGUCUCUCCUGCAACCUGUUGCCACCAUCCCAGCCUCUGUUCGGUAGCGUUGUAGUCCUCUGUGGCAGCUCUCCCUCCUUGCUCUGUGCUGCUGGUGACCCAAGGGUGGAUGAAGCUGUCUGGCAGGCAGAGCUGUGGGCUGGGAGCCAGGAGGCAGCUGGAUCCAAGUGCCAGCUCUGCUGCUGGGCUGCUGAAAGAGCUUGGGCGAGUCUCUGUGCUGCUGCCUGCCCCUCAGUUUCCCUUUCUGGACAUCAGGGACUGUGCUACAGCCUUUCUUGGUAAAGUGCAUUGCUCAAGAGUGGUGCCAUGUAGAUGGGAAGCUGUGCCUUGGCCAGCCGCCGGGCUACCCACUCCCUUGCCUUCAUAUCUGCUCACACUGCCCUGGUGACUUGCACAGAACCUCUGCUUUGUGCCUUAUCUCAGUCUCCGUGCCACUGCUGCUUUUUUAAGUGCUGCCUCAUCAACACCUCCUGCACACAUCCUCAUGAAGUGCCUUUGAAGCAGCAAGCCCACCACUGACCAGGCAACCCCCCUCAAAGCACAUGUAGUCACUUUCCCUAGUGCACCCAUCACUGGUGUGCCUGUGUGGGGGAGAUGAGGGUGCUCUGGGGUGGGUGGGGUGCAGAGGAGCCCAGCUGGGCACAGAGGUGAUGCUGCAGUGACACAGUACCUCUCCUUGCAGGGCUGACCACGCAUUAGCGCUGCAAGUAUGAAACAAGGAUCUUUGCCCCUCCUCAUGCUGCUGCCGGUGGGUAUAUGUGGCCAGGCUGUUUGGGAAAAGUCAUCAUCCUCUCUGUGUUGGAGUGCCACAGCCAUGGGAUUGUUCUGGGAAAGGGGAGAACCCCCCUGUCAAAUAGCAGCAGCACCAUUCCUGCCCUGAGAUGGCAAAGCGAGCAGCACAAAAGACUCUGGAGGAUGUGCUUUUAGUAAACACAUUCCUGGGGAACUGCUUCCCGAAGCCUUCCAGCCAAAUUUCCCCUGCUGCGUUUUGAUGACUCUACUCUUUUAGGGGAAUUUUGGUGCUGUUUAACUCCCAACUCUUGAAAUACCCUGGGCACACUUGAGCUGUAGAUGUACCACUUAGCUUAGAGACGGUAUUUUUAAGUGAUAAAAAGAUGAUGUGAGCAUGUGCCAGGGGCAAGUGGUCUGUUUUAGGGGCAGUGAGGUGUGCAUCAAUAAAACAUGCAGCAUUAGCCAGGCAGUCAAUGACCCUUUAGACUCUGACAAGAAAUAGGUGUGGUGCUGAGGGACGUGAUUUGGUGGUGGGUUAACAGUUGGACUGGAUGGACUUCAAGGCCUCUUCCAACCCAAAUGUUUGAUUCUAAGAUUCUGAAAGGUAUUCUCAAGUGUCCCUUCCCAGAAAGGUGGAAACUUUGAGGCUGAGAGCCAAAAAUGCCAGUUCACAUGUCCCAGGGGAGCAAUUCCAGGAGCAAUGCACAGGCAUCAUGCCUGUAAGGACGCACAGAGCAGCCUCUGUCUCUCAGCACAGUGUGCCUUCCCACAAGUUCAUUUUUUCUGGGACUGCUUUGCUACCUACCUCCCAAAGCUUGCUUUACAGAAUCAGUGCUGUAUAAUAUAUAUAUACCUAGAGAGAAAAUAGAUUGGGUCAGGCUCUUUUCCUGGUGUCAGUGAGUCAGUGGUGACGUAUCAAUGGUUAAAGAGGGGUGGAAAAUGGUCUGUUUGGCUAAAGAUUAUAUAUAUAUAUAUAUUCCCUAAAGGAUAAGCUGGAAAUCAGAGUGGUACAUUCAAGGGGGGGUAAGGGAAAAAGUGAACGUGAACCUACAAGGCAGUCACAAGGCUGAGAGGUUUAAAGUUAAAGCCACGUUUACGCAAACACUGAGGCUCAAAGAGGUCCUCUAACUCCUCUGUUAGUGCUGCCUCUGCUGUGGGCUCUUGCUGGAGGGGCUGAAGGGUCAAAAUGCAACCGCCCCCUCCCUGAGGUAGGGCUGAUGAGUCGGUGUGGGAGGUGGACCGCUGGCAUGUGUCUGCAAAUCUCUUCUCCGCCUCCUCCGCUUGCUGCAACUCCUAAAAUACUGCAGGCAGUGGGAAAAGGAGAGGUAGGGCUUGAAAUCUUGGGAUGAAAGCUUGGCCUUUCCCAGCUAGCGGGAAUGCUGCCUGGACUUCUGUCCAGAUGGGAAUUCACUCCCUGUGUCCUGAGCUCCUACCUCAAAACUGCUUUGUUUGGCUCUUGCCAGUCGCCCUCCUGCAGAGCUCAGCCCUUGCAGGCGAUGUCAGCGGUGACAGAGUGCAGGCAGCGCUGCUGUUUUGCUGAUGCUGCUAACAGAAAGGCCUGAGCAGAUCAGAAAAGCAGAGAUGUACAACAGCCCCUGCAUGGUCACGUCCCGAGAGGAUGAGGAAGCUAACCUUGAUCCCUGCUGCAUGUCAGCAGGAAGAGGUCUCACAUGCAGGCUUCUAUCUCGGCGCUAAAGCUCAUUUGUUCAGGCGCAGCUCCCCCCACUCACAGCCAGGAGUUCUGCCAGGGUAAAUACAGCGGCUCUGGGCCUCUGCCCCAUUUCAUUCCACUGUAGGCGGAUUGAUUGCUCCAUCCCUCCCUUCUCCACGUUGCCCAAUGCACAGGAUCAAGUCUCUGAACUCCCUCGGGGUUUGGGGUGGUUCAGAGGGAUCCCACGUCUUUCCUUUUCCAUCCUGUAACCACAUGGGAGCAGCCCAAGGGGGCACAACUGAGAGCUUUGCUUCUGGCUGUGCCUCUGCUUUUGCUUAAUUCCCCUCUGCCCCAGGAGCUGGGCUGCUGGCAUGCAGCUUUACCACGGGAUUUGAGGGCUCCUGUAGAUGCAAUGCAGCUGGGAAUUGCUAUCCAACCCUCCUCUUCCUGCUGCUUGCUCCUGGUUGGAAGUGCUCUAAAUCUUCAUCAUUUAGAGCAUCAAGCAAACUCCAACCGGCUGCAAUAUCCCCUGGGGGUGUUGGACCAGAGCUUGCUGUGUGUUGCCAGCAAUUCGGGGUGUCAACUGGAACAAUGAGGCAAUGUGCACUACGCCAGCUCUGGAUUGCUGACUUUGCUGCAAGCGCAGGGCUAAAUGCGGGGUGUGAGUUGCUUGGCUGGACAGGUAGCGCUCGGCGAUGUAAACAGCCUCCCUUGUGUUCCCUUGAGCGAGUUCUGCUGUCACAGAGUGUUCCUCUUUUUAGUUAGGAGUUGCAAAAUGUAGUUACUGUAGAGUAUUUUAUGGUGUGUAGGGAUUAAAAAAACCCACCCACCACCGCCACCAAUCCUGUAACAGAAUGGUAUAAUGAUGUUAGAGGCUAUGGUUUGCCAUUAAAUGCUAUCCAGGCAUG